UUUAAGUUUGUCUAAACAACAUUCAUAUUUUUUAAAGCGGCAUAUAAACAAAAGCAGCAUCUCAUAUAUUUCCUAUAUGUGAAAAAAUGUCGAUUUUCUAGAAAGCUUUGAAAAUAUUAUCAUUAUAAAAUUAAUUUGAAUGAAGACUAUUAUAUAGUCAAAUGUCUUUUCGAACUUGUUUAGUUGAAGCUAAUGGACUAAUCUAUGUCUAUUUAUUUGCUGCUUAAUAAAAUCAAAUGCUCCCUUGAGUUUAUCUAGGUGUUAGAAGUUGUCAUUGAAAAAUAAAGGAUAAAACUGGAAAAUAUAUUUUGCAAUGGAUGAAGUCAUGCAUACUGAUUUAUUUCAAGAAAGAAAAUUUUCUGUUGAUGAAACUAACAAAGUUAGUUUAGAACAAAGAAAAAAUUGGAAAGUCAAAGUAGGAAUAUGUGCAAUGAGUAAAAAGACAAAAUCUAGUGCGAUGGAAGAAAUUCUUAGGCGACUUAAGUUUUACCACCAUCUAGAACUUAUCACAUUUUCUGAUCAAACAAUAUUAGAGGUUUCUGUGGAAGAGUGGCCAAUUGUGGAUGCAUUAGUGUCAUUUUACUCCACAGGUUUUCCACUUGAAAAAGCAGUUGCAUAUACAAAGUUAAGAAAGCCGUUUGUUUUAAAUGAUCUUGAAGUACAAGAUUGUCUUUUAGAUAGAAGGCAAGUAUACAAAGUGCUAGAAUCUGCUAGAAUUGAAACUCCACGUUAUGCUAUAUUUGAGCGUGAUGACAAUAACCAGCCAGUUUUAGGACAAGAAAUUAUUGAGUCUGAUGAUAUUAUUAUUGUAAAUGGAGUGACAUUUAAAAAACCAUUUGUUGAAAAACCUGUUGAUGCAGAAGAUCACAAUGUUUUUAUUUAUUAUCCAUCUUUUGCUGGUGGUGGUUGCCAAAUUUUAUUUAGAAAAAAUGGCAAUGAAAGUAGCAUGCAUUCACCUCGUAGUCAUAUCCGAAGAAAUGGCUCCUUUAUAUACGAAGAUUUUAUGCCCACAAAUGGAACUGAUGUUAAGGUUUAUACAGUUGGAGGGGAGUAUGCACAUGCAGAAGCACGAAAAUCACCUUUUCUUGAUGGAAAAGUUGAUCGCACUAAAGAUGGUAAAGAAGUUCGUUAUCCAGUUAUCUUGAAUCGAUUCGAAAAGACUGUUGCUCACAAAGUCUGCCGAGCAUUUAAGCAAACUGUUUGUGGAUUUGAUCUGCUGCGUGCUAAUGGAAAAUCUCUUGUAUGUGAUGUAAAUGGGUUUAGCUUUGUAAAAACUUCUCAAAAAUACUAUGAUGAUUGUGCUCAGCUUCUUGCUGAGAUUUUCCUCAAAAAUUUAGUUCCUCCUGAUCAAGAAACUGCAGUUGCAUUUAAAGCAGAAGCAGAAAAAAAAGAAAUGCUGGAGAAUAAUAUAAAACCUGAAAAAGGUUUAGAAUUACGCUGCUUGAUUGCUGUCAUGCGACACAGCGACCGCACACCGAAGCAAAAGAUGAAGAUGAUAGUUUCACAUCGAUUAUUCCAUGAUAUUUUUUUAAAACAUGGGGGUCUGGAAGAUGGUUGCAUUAAGCUAAAGAAUCCAAGCCAUUUGCAUGAAAUGUUAGACAUAUUUAGACGACUUGAUGCUGAGUCUGAUCCAAGUUUAUUAUCCACGGAAGAUAGAAUAAAACUCAACAAAAUGAAAAGUGUUUUAGAAAUGUAUGGACAUUUCAAUGGAAUCAAUAGAAAAAUUCAGUUAAAAUCGAUGUCAGACAAACGUAACAUAGGGAUAAUUAGCAAGUUGCGAGGAAGGAAUAAAGUAGAGCAACAGAAAGAAGGCGAAGAAAAUAGACUAAUUCUUAUUGUAAAAUGGGGGGGAGAGUUGACACCUUUUGGUAGAAAACAAGCUGAAGACCUUGGGAGGGCAUAUAGAUGUCUUUAUCCAGAAGGUAGUGCAAUACCAGGUGGAGGCCUUUUAAGAUUACAUAGUACCUAUCGACAUGACUUAAAGAUUUAUUCCUCUGAUGAAGGUCGAGUAAAAAUGACAGCUGCUUCUUUUGCAAAGGGUUUAUUAGAUCUAGAGGGGGAGUUGGUACCAAUUCUUGUGAGUCUUGUCAAAAAUGAUAAGUAUGUUACUGGUAUUCUUGAUACGCCACCGAGUAUAAGCGCAAACAUGCAAAGGGUCAAAUCUCAAAUUCAUGAUAAAUUGCGUUCAAAAGAGGAUUUUACAGAGGAAGAUAUUGCAAAUUUUACCACAUCUAAAAAUGGUGCAAUCGCUCAGGCAAUGCGUAGUGUAAAAAAUCCUUACAAAAAGUGUGAAAAGGUUUAUCGGUUAGUAUGUGUUGUUGUUGAACAGAUUAAACAAAUGUGCAUGCAAGAAGUUGAGAGCAAAUGUUACUAUGGUGAAGGGUUGAAUCAUUUAAAACACAGAUGGGAAAAACUUCAAAAAGACUUUAAAAAUGGAAAUGAAUUUGAUAUGAGUUUAAUUCCUGAUAUUUAUGACUGCGUCAAAUAUGAUUAUCUCCACAAUACGUCUAUAAAUUUACAAAAACUUCCUGAGCUUUACGCUGAUACUAAAUCUCUUGCAGAUAUAGUCAUUCCUCAGGAAUACGGAAUUACUAGUGAAGAUAAAAUAAAAAUAUCAAGAGAGAUAUGCAGCGACUUAUUGUUAAAAAUAAAAUCUGAUCUGAAUUCAAAUGUUAUACCACAAGGGAACAAUUUAGAUCCAUUUGCACUGCGUGAUAUUGAUUCGCCUAAUAAUCAUGUGAGAACUCGUCUAUAUAUAACCAGUGAAAGCCAUGUCCAUUCUUUAGUAAAUGCGCUUAAAGAGGGAAAAUUGUUUAAGGGUUCUGAAGAUUCAAUGAGCAAGCAGGCAUUAGCUAUUCUGAAUAAUACUGCAGAACUUAAUUAUCUUACACAAAUAGUAAUUAUGAAGUAUGAAGACUUAAAAGUUGAUCCACAAUCUGAUGAGCGCUUUAGAAUUGAAAUUUUAUUUUCCUCUGGUGUAAAAUGUCCAGUAACUCCUGAUGAUGUUUUAAAGUUACACGAAGAGUCAAAAUCGAAUAAUUGUGAAUACAUAAUAAAAAAGUUUGUUGAAGAAGACUCAGUUUUACUGGAGAUGGCUUGUGAUGAGCAAAAAGCUGCUGAACUAAAACAAAAGGCAAAAACUAAAGUAUUUGCGGAAUUACGUCGUGGUGGAAACAUUAUUGAUAGUUUUCCUUCAGGUCCACGAAUAAGACCACGAAGAGGAAGUGGAAUAGUACCUAGCUUUGAGCCAUCAAGUAUAAUAACUACUGAGAACCGAGUUCCCUUUGAUGAAGUAUUAGAAAUGCUUCCCAACCUUCAUCCUUUACAAGUUCUUCAUAGUUGUUUGCGUCAAAAGCAAUUGAAUUAUUUUAUUGAUCACAUAACUGAAGGAUAUAAAAAUGAACAGUUAAGUGCUUGGAAGAAAAAAAAGUGAAGGGAAAAAAAAGAUCAGCUAAGUGUUUGGAAGAAGAAAAAAUGAAGGUCAUAACAAUGAAUAGUUAAGUGUUUGGAAGAAGAAAUAAAGGAUAUAAAAAUGAACAGUUAAGCGCUUGGAAGAAAAAAAUUUGAAUGGUAUAAAAAUAAACAGUUAGGUGCUUGGAAGAAGAAAAAGUAUUCAAGCGUUGUAAACAAAUAUUUUUUGAUUUUUAGAAAUCAAUUUUUAAAAAAUUGUAAAAGCUGGUUGUAAAUUUGUACAUUUGAGUCAUAUAAUUUUUUUUUUAAUAUUUAUGAAAAGUACUUAUUAUUUUUAAUAUUUAAGGUUUGUCAACAAAUCGAUUCUUUCUAUUUUUUGUUAAUAUUGCGUUGAUCAAAAUGUAACACAAUUUUAUAUGUAAAUAAAAAAAUUAUUUCAAUGUAAAAAGUUUUUUAAUAGUAACAAAGUUGUUGACGCUUUUUUAAAUGGAAACAAAGUUGUUGACGAAUUUUUGAUUUAAAGUUAAUAAAUGGUAUUUGUUUUUAAUUUUGUUCUAAAAAUAGUUACCAUAAUAACAGUUUAGAAUUUUUGAUUUAAAAGUUAAUUAUGGGGCACUCCACCCCAACACUUCUUGAAGUCGUUAUAGAUGUAGUCUAUAUAAAGUAUUACUAUAAGAAAUGAAAGUAUAGUUUUGUAUUAUUGAGACCGUUGCUAACUAAAUUGAAUAUGAUUUUUCCCAAAUUUUUGGGAGCGAGUA
Molecule: messenger RNA, 4169 nt
Organism: Hydra vulgaris (swiftwater hydra)
Lineage: Eukaryota; Metazoa; Cnidaria; Hydrozoa; Anthoathecata; Hydridae
Product: inositol hexakisphosphate and diphosphoinositol-pentakisphosphate kinase 2
Biological process (GO): inositol phosphate biosynthetic process; inositol metabolic process
Cellular component (GO): cytosol
Molecular function (GO): diphosphoinositol pentakisphosphate kinase activity; inositol hexakisphosphate kinase activity; 5-diphosphoinositol pentakisphosphate 1-kinase activity
Source: RefSeq, a predicted model, not a curated record